Molecule: messenger RNA, 1821 nt
Organism: Mycosarcoma maydis (corn smut)
Lineage: Eukaryota; Fungi; Basidiomycota; Ustilaginomycetes; Ustilaginales
Exons: 1
Coding region: 1-1821 (606 amino acids)
Source: RefSeq, a predicted model, not a curated record
AUGCAGCACAGCUUCAAUUCGUCUACCAUCUCGCUGCCCGCGAGCGGCGAAAAAAAGUCAAAGCGCAACCUGCUGAAACGAGUGUCUCUCAAACCCAAAACUCCUCUAAGUCUGCCAACCUUCCGCAACGGCACAAGUUUGGUCUCUUCCAGCGAAGAACGCUCACCUGUCUGCAGAACACCCAAUGGCUGUGCAAGCAUGCCAACUACACCAAAGUCGGCAAAAUUGUUCCGCACCCGAUCCUCGAGUGAUGCACGCUCGCUGAUCUUCUCAACGCGAUCGACAUCUGCGUCGAUAGACGCGAUGAGGAGCUCGACCAAUUCGAACUUCAUCGUCAAGGGCGAUGCUCCACCUGUCCCAAGCAUUCCCAAGUCGUACCUCAUCUCCGACGAGGUGUUUGUAAUCGCCAGUCCCCCCAAAGUUCCAGAGAACGCCCCGGCACCACGCACCAGCUCGAGCUCGAGCUCGAGCCAACCGUCUUGCUAUUCCAUGGAUUCUUCUACUUCGUUGCAGUCUGAUCACAGUUGGAUCGGCAACAUGGGCUUCCACUCUCCGUCGCAGGAGAACAACAUCAGUCUCUCGAACAACGACCUGCCUUAUGUGACCGAUGACGCAACUCAGCCUGCUCGCUCGAGCCUGGACGAGAUCGAUGAUCAGAUUGUCCUCAACCUCUGUCUCAACCUCUGCCAUGGCAGCACACCGACAGGCUUGCCUCCCAACGAGAACGGAGAAAUCACUCCUUCGCCGCACCGUAGAAGUUUCAGCUCUGCAGCGGCUCCGUUAUUCGGUAGUGUUACUCGCCAUUCUCACAGCAGAACUCCGUCGGCGCCUGUCUCGCUUGGUCCUCUUCCGCCUCAACCUAGCCGGCCGCCAACAGAGGCAGUGUUGCGCAAGACAGAUGCCAUCAAAAAACGAUAUAGCAAGCAGACGUCUUCUCCUUUACUCUCUUCACAGAGCAACCUGCCAGUCGUCAACAGCGGCAGCGAUGCUGUCAGUUGCUGCUUUAGCUCGCCUCGCAUUCCCACUGGUAUGCAGAAGCUUGACAGCAUCUCGAGCCUCAAGAGCAUCGAAGCUGGUCUGUCCCAGGACUCCAAGUUGGCGAAGAGAAACCACAAGCGAUCCGCCUCGAGACAGUCGAUCGUUCCUGGCAAGACGAUCGAGCAGGACUUCUUUACCGCGCCCGGUCGCGUCAAGCUGACACCCGGACAUAUUGCGGCAACUGUACCUGAAGAGCAGUUCGAGGAGCCCCAGCUUCAGUCGCGCUGGUCCGAGGACUCUAAUUCCGGCAACGGCGGUGUGGAAGAAGUGCGACGUUUGAUUUCGUCGCUCAUCUUGCCUAAGCACGGAAGCAGUGCCAAAAUGGCUUCGGUCGUCACCUCUAGCCCUGACAGCAGCACACUCAGCCGAAGAGACGUUUGCCUCGACGGAUCCAAGACCCCGGACAUGGUGUCAGUACGACACUCGAGCUCCUCCUCUUCAUCCAACAGCUCCAUUUCGGAACAUUUGGACCUCAACGCUGUCGCUCCCACUGUGCGGCCCAAAGCUGUCGAGGACGAAGAGGAGACCCUCUUUGACCUUUCUCGUGGAAGCCUCGACUACGGAGCAGUCUACGCUCUGGCGCAGCAAUAUGCCCAAAGUCACACUACCUCUGUUGCUCCUUCAAGCAAGCCUUCCCUCGCUCGUCCGUCGGCACUCAAAACUUCCAAGCCUACAGGAAACCACAAGUUCUCCUCGCUUCUCACCAACACCGCGGCAUCGCGAUCGCACAGAAGCCUCACGGUCGACCCCAUCGACCGAUCCUACCACCUCCGCAAAUUCUAG